This is a messenger RNA of Telopea speciosissima, 531 nucleotides long. RefSeq lists its product as uncharacterized. The coding region runs from base 1 to 516 and encodes 171 amino acids. The transcript has 2 exons. NCBI's taxonomy places the organism in Eukaryota, Viridiplantae, Streptophyta, Magnoliopsida, Proteales, Proteaceae. The record is from RefSeq and is a predicted model, not a curated record.
AUGGGGGAUUUGUUUAUGGCGGCGCCACCAGCAGCACCACCGUCGGUACUAGCACCGCUUUAUAAACAACGAUCGUGGUCUGCUGAUACCUAUCGUGAUGAGGCUUGGUUGAAAAGGAAAGGUAAUCAUAAGAGGAAACGAAGCAAAAGUGUCACUAACGACGACCUUGACGACCUUAAGGCAUGUAUUGAAUUGGGUUUCGGAUUCGAUUCUCCAGAUUUAGAUCGCAAGCUUUCCAAUACUUUACCAGCUUUAAGUCUAUAUCAUGCCGUCAACAAGCAAUACAGCGAUAGCAUUCUCAAGUCUUUACCUUCGACUCCUUCAUCAGAGACAUCAUCUCCCCCUGGAAGUCCUCUCACCUUCAUCAGCCCAGGUGAUGAUCCUCAGUUGGUUAAGACAAGAUUAAGGCAGUGGGCACAGGUCGUUGCAUGUUCGGUGCGGCAAUCUUCUUUGAUUUCAUCAGGUGAACCAACCUGGUCUUCCACCGAUUCUCUCAAUGGAUUGAACAAAGAAUGACGGAAAAAAAAUAUU